AUGGGAAGUAUUGCCGAAACACCACUGGUGAAAAUACCAGUCAUUGACAUCUCAGGCUUUUUGGCUGGCGACCCUGAAGCCAAAAGGCAAACAGCAUUGGAGGUUCGCGAUGCGUAUGAAAACCAGGGGUUCUUGCAGGUUAUCGGACAUUCCGUGCCUGUAGAGGUUCAAGAACGUUUCUUGUCUGCAAUCGCGAGCUUCUUUGCGCUUCCAUUAGCAGAAAAACAGAAGGUCUCGCAGGAGAACUCCAAGUGCUAUCGUGGCUACGAGCGCAUUGGUGGUCAAAAGCUAGACGAACUCGAUACAUCAGCGACUCCAGAUCAGAAAGAAGGCUUUUCCGUCCGACCGGAACGGCCACUCGGACGUUUCUUGCAAGGUCCAAAUCAGUGGCCCGAGAGUUUACCGGGCUUCAAGGAAGCCUACCUCGACUAUUUCAAUGCUGUCCAUGAGCUGUCGAAGAAUGUGUUCAGAUUGAUGGCUUUGUCGCUCGAUCUACCGGAAGACCAUUUUGAUGCGUUUGCCGCCGACCCAGAUGGGCUCUGUCUUUGUCGGUCUCAUCAUUACCCUCCCACACCCGCCGAUGUGGCCGGCCGGACUCGAGGUGUCGGUGCCCAUACCGACUUCGGGGCCUUGACAUUGCUCCUGCAGGACGAGGUCGGCGGGCUGGAAGUCCUGCAUAAGGCUACCGGCACUUGGCACCAUGUCCCUCCUGUAAAGGGGGCCUAUGUCUGCAAUAUCGGUGAUCUGAUGCAAAGAUGGACAAACAACCGAUACAAGUCUACCAUGCAUCGAGUCAUCUCUCCCUUAUCGGGCAAGGACCGAUACAGCUGCGCUUUCUUCAAUGAUGGUGCUCUGGAUACGAUCAUUGAAUGCUUGCCCACCUGUAUCAAGCCAGGCGAGGAGCCGGCAUACGAGCCUCUUCAGGUUGAGAAGCAUAUUGUCGAACGAUACGUGCAGAGCUACGGGGCGGGUGGAACUGUCUUAGUAGCUGCAUGA
Molecule: messenger RNA, 996 nt
Organism: Exophiala spinifera
Lineage: Eukaryota; Fungi; Ascomycota; Eurotiomycetes; Chaetothyriales; Herpotrichiellaceae
Exons: 3
Coding region: 1-996 (331 amino acids)
Source: RefSeq, a predicted model, not a curated record